Molecule: messenger RNA, 1049 nt
Organism: Closterium sp. NIES-65
Lineage: Eukaryota; Viridiplantae; Streptophyta; Zygnematophyceae; Desmidiales; Closteriaceae
Source: the annotation of a GenBank genome assembly
CCCCGUCGCCUUCCUGCGGCCCCGGCCCCAUCGCCUACCUGCGGCCCUACGGCCCCGUUGCCUACAUGCGGCCCUACAGCCUCAUUGCCUACAUGCGGCCCCGUCCCCUACCUGCGGCCCCGUCGCCUCACUACGGCCCCGGCCCAGUCGCCCACCUGCGGCCCCGGCCCCGUCGCCUCCUUGCGGCCCCAGCCCCGUCGCCACCUGCGGCCCCGCCCACUUGCGGCCCAGUCGUCACCUGCGGCCCCGUCGCCACAUGCGGCCCCGUCGCCCGCUGCGGCCCCGUCGCCAUCUGCGGCCCCGCCACCUUCGGCCCCGUCGCCACCUGCGGCCCCGCCUACCCUUGCGGCCCCGUCGUCCACCACGGCCCCGUCGCCACCUGCGGCCCCGCCCACCGUGGCCCCGUCGCUCACUGCGGCCCCGUCGUCACCUGCGGCCCUGCCACCUGCGGCCCUGUCGCCACCUGCGGCCCCGUCGCCCACGUCGGCCCCGAUGCCACCUGCGGCCCCGCCCACUUGCGGCCCCGACCCCGCCCCGGCCAUGCACUGUCGUCAGCCGCGGCACACCGGGGGCACGUGCACCGCCCCCCCCCCCCCCCCCCCCUUUUCCCGUCACCUGUCGAGCUGCAGGGGGAGUGCAUGGCCGGGGCGGGGUCGGGGCCGCAAGUGGGCGGGGCCGCAGGUGGCAUCGGGGCCGACGUGGGCGACGGGGCCGCAGGUGGCGACAGGGCCGCAGGUGGCAGGGCCGCAGGUGACGACGGGGCCGCAGUGAGCGACGGGGCCACGGUGGGCGGGGCCGCAGGUGGCGACGGGGCCGUGGUGGACGACGGGGCCGCAAGGGUAGGCGGGGCCGCAGGUGGCGACGGGGCCGAAGGUGGCGGGGCCGCAGAUGGCGACGGGGCCGCAGCGGGCGACGGGGCCGCAUGUGGCGACGGGGCCGCAGGUGACGACUGGGCCGCAAGUGGGCGGGGCCGCAGGUGGCGACGGGGCUGGGGCCGCAAGGAGGCGACGGGGCCGGGGCCGCAGGUGGGCGACUGGGCCGGGCCGUAG